AUGGAGAAAUCGCGCUACACCGUUGGUUGGAUCGCAGCCCUCAGCAUUGAGCUCACAGCUGCCAUCCAAAUGUUGGAUGAGCAGCACGAUCCUCCUGCCGAUUAUUUCACGCAUCCUACGGACACGAAUGCGUACGUGUUUGGAAGAGUCGGAGACCAUAAUGUCAUUAUCGCCUUUCUCGAGGCAGGUGCAUACGGCACAGUUCCAGCAGCCACGACAGCAACCAACUUGUUCAGAUCAUUCCCCAGCAUCAGAAUAUGCCUCUUGGUUGGAAUCGGAGCCGGGAUUCGUCGUAAGGGGUUCGAUGUUCGCCUUGGUGACGUUGUCAUCAGUCAGCCUGAUGGGAAGUCGGGCGGAGUCUACCAGUAUGAUCUUCAAAAGGCCAGGUCUGAUGGCCAACUUGAGAAGAUUGGAGUACUAGAUAGACCUUCGACCCUCCUGCUGAAAAUCUUGAAGCGAGUCCAAGCACACCAUGACGCGUAUCCAUCGAAAGUUCCGGAACACACGAAACGCAUCACCCCUAAGAUGAAGAGCAACAAACCAGGGUACGUGCACCAAGGACUCGAGAAUGACAGGCUCUUCAAGUCUACCUUCUCUCACGUUUCUGAAUCUUCGGCCGUCGACCAUGAGGACUUCGAUUUUGACGACUCGGACCCCGGAGAACCAAGCAAGACCUGCCCUCACUGCCCUUCGGAGGAAGAGGUCAAACGUCAGGAGCGUCUCUCUGGAACCGAUCCUCAAUUCCAUUACGGGACUAUUGCCUCUGGCAACACUCUCGUCAAGGACGCCAAUUCACACAAGAACGACCGAUGGCAGCCUUACGCGGCGUUGACUGCUGCAGCGUAUGCGAGGGAGUUCCUGGAGUUCGCGCCCAGAGGAGACAUUGAGACGGAGAAGCCUUUGGCUGAGCAGCUCGAUGACAGUGGCAUUCAAAAUACCACAACCGAGACCAAUGCAACGCUUGAAGUUGAAAAGGCGGAGAAAUGGCUUUCUGCAUUCGACCCUUCAGGUAACUACAAUCUCUCAAUCGAUGAACGUAAUAAGGGUCUCAGUGAUUCAGGAAAAUGGCUUCUGAAGACCCAAGAGUUUCUUGAAUGGAAGAAUACGAGGAACUCAUUUCUAUGGCUCUACGGCCUUGCCGGAUGCGGCAAAACAAUUCUGUGUUCCAUAGCUAUUGAACACCUGAAGUCAGAAGUCGACCGCAUCGUUCUCUACUUCUACUUCGCAUUCAACGACCAGCGGACCCGUUCUAAGGGUAGUCUGCUGCGGUCACUCAUUAUGCAACUCAGUCGUUAUGAUGAGCGCGCGAUGGAGAAACUUGUUGAACAGAAGAAAGAUAACAAAGACGAGCAACCAUCAGAUGAAGAACUAGGAAACAUAUUCAUAUCCAUGGCCGCCCUCUUCAAACAAGUCACGAUUGUACUCGAUGGUAUUGAUGAGUUGGAACGCAAAGAGGAGACGAGACGCAAUGUGCUCCUAUGGAUCAAAAAGACCAACAGCGUCGAUGCUGCAGACAUACGAAUCCUUGCUUCCAGCCGCAACGAAAGGGACAUAGCAAUGGAAUUAGAGGCCAUCGGCCCAGCUUUCGAACUUACUCCCGAGACAGUCGAGGAGGAUAUCAAGGCCUUUGUCCACAAGCACAUCCAUGACGAGUCCUCUCGUUUGCGCCGUUGGCGCAACCGCCCGGAUGUACAGGAAAUGAUCGAAGACACACUCACUGAGAAGGCGAAUGGAAUGUUCCGUUGGGUCGCCUGUCAGAUACAGGCCAUACAGGAUUGCCUUGAUUUCAAAAGCUUACGCGAACGGUUGUCAUCUUUGCCAAAGACACUAGACGAGACAUACGACCGGAUCAUCGAGGACAUAUGGGAGAGGCAGCAAUGGGAAGCAAUAAAGCUUCUUCAGUUCCUGGCAUUUGCGGAGCGACCUUUGGAACUUGUUGAGGCUAUCGACAUAAUCGCUGUCGAUUUGACAGAGACGCCAUCUUUUGAUCCCAUCAAUCGGAUGCCUGAGCCGCUGGAAAUAAUGGAAAGGUACCUGCGAAUUCUUCUAUCGUCAGAAUAUGUCUCGGAUAUCUGGAAAGCGUCCUACCAUCCGUGA
Messenger RNA from Lasiodiplodia theobromae, 2097 nucleotides. RefSeq names its product Ankyrin repeat protein. NCBI's taxonomy places the organism in Eukaryota, Fungi, Ascomycota, Dothideomycetes, Botryosphaeriales, Botryosphaeriaceae. The record is from RefSeq and is a predicted model, not a curated record. Gene Ontology annotation, molecular function: catalytic activity. The transcript is spliced from 5 exons. Gene Ontology annotation, biological process: nucleoside metabolic process. Bases 1 to 2097 code for a protein of 698 amino acids.